Acaulospora colombiana is the source of this 486-nucleotide messenger RNA. NCBI's taxonomy places the organism in Eukaryota, Fungi, Glomeromycota, Glomeromycetes, Diversisporales, Acaulosporaceae. The record is from the annotation of a GenBank genome assembly.
CUUGUGGAAGCCAGUCAAGCUUUUGUCGUCGGUGAUCGAAGAAUAAUCUUACUGGACACACCCGGUUUCGAUAAUACUGCAAUGAUGCUAUCUGAUGGAGAUAUAUCGGAAGCAGUUGUGGAAUACAUGAAAGCGGGGAGGGGAGAUAGGAAGCUUUACGGUAUAAUAUACCUGCAAAAUGUCGAUGAAAGGAGGCCCAGAGAAGCCGAAACGUUACUAAAGCCUUUCGAAGAGCUCUGCGAUAAUGUUUCUCCCCGUCGUGUCGCCCUUGUUACAACCAUGUGGGAGUCGGAUCACUUAAGAGUAGGGGAGGCGAGGGAAAAAGAGCUAAAGGAACGCGAAGAGUUUUGGGCUCCUGCUCUGAAGCGGGGGGCAAAACUUCACAGACACGACGGCACAAAAGAAUCCGCUGAGAAUAUCCUCCUUUCCUUAUUCUCGACACAGGAUACCGCCCAGCCAACGCAAGAUUAUCGUUUGAUAGCGUGA